AUGUCUUCACGCAAGAGAAAUAAUAUAGCAUCCAAAACUGAAACAGUAUUAAACAUUGAUUUAACAAAUAAAAAUACUGAUUUGAAACCAUUUCCUCAUCCAUUUUAUGAAGGUGAAUAUGGUGCAGGAUGUGAUCCUAAAACAUUAGUUGAAUUAACGAUGAUGCGUUUGAGUGGGAGUAUUCGAACUAAGUCAAAAUGGUAUGAAAAAAAUAAAGAUGAAACAAUACGAAAUAAAUGGAAACAAGAAGCUUUAGAACAAGGUUUGCUUACAGAAAAACAAAUAAAUUAUGUACUAGCUGAAUUAGAAUAUUAUAAUUCUAUAAGAGAUGGAAGUAUGGAAAUGUCUUCUAUAGAUGGUGUAUGGCAAAGUGAUGAAUUAAUACCCAUUCAUAUUAAAAAAUCAUUAAUUAUAUGUGUAAACAAAUUAGAAAAUAUACCAGAAAGUGAAAAAGAUUGGCAUCCUGGUACAAAUAAACAAAUAUUAGAUUUAGUUCAUCCAUCAUUAUUUUGUUUUGUUAAUCAAAUUACAAGAAUUAUUAAUGAUAAAAAUGUUAUUAUUAAUGUAGAUAAUGCUUUAGAGCAUAUUGGUGAUGGUAAAAUUAUUAAUAUCAAUCCUACAGAUUUAUCAUCAGAGAAUAAACGAAGUAGACUAGGAUCUAAUUAUACUCUAUCAAAUGUAUAUCAAUGGUUACCAGCUGAAUUUAAUGUUUCAAAAGAUGGUAAAGUUACAAUUGAAUCAUAUAUUAAUAAUUUACAUCCAAUUGAUAAUAAAGAACUCUAUAGAGUCAUUAAACAAAUAUUUGAACAAUUUAUACCUCUAUUUAAUAAAGUUUUAACCGAUUUAAUUCAUUAUCAAAAUAAAUCGAAUCGAAUCUCUGUAGAUCCUUUCCGAUGGUAUGGCGAUUCAAAUUCAGUUGAUCGUGAAGACGAUGAUGAUAAUGAUGAUGAUGAUGAUGAUGAACGUGAUACUAGACCAAUUACUAUACCUGAUGUCGGAGAAUUUCAGAUAUCGUCGUCAAUACCACCAGUAACAGAAGUUAUUGAUUUACGUGGAAGAAAAUUACAAGUUAUUGUUAAAUUAGCUAAUAUUGAAUUGACACCAGAAAAUCCGAAAUAUUCUGGUGGUGUUUGGCACGUUGAAGGAAUGAAAAAUGAACAAAUUGUUUCAACCGGUAUUUAUUAUUAUUUUAAUUCAAAUAUAACAGAAUCAAAUUUAGAAUUUCGAACUGUUAUACAGGAACCAAAUUAUGAACAAAAUGAUAAUCGUGGUGUAGAAACUGUUUAUGGUUUAAAUGAUGAACAACCCUUAAAUCAACCGUUAGGUGAAUUAAUUACUCAAGAAAAUCGUUGUAUUGCAUUUCCAAAUAUUUAUCAACAUCGUAUUGCACCAUUUCAAUUGAAAGAUUUAACUAAAUCAGGUCAACGUAAAAUUUUAGUGUUUUUCUUGGUUGAUCCAUCUGUUCGUAUAUUAUCUACUGCCAAUGUUCCACCACAACAAUCUCAUUGGCUUGUAAAUAUUAUACGUUCCAUACCUCCAUUUAAUGAAUUACCAUUGGUAGUUGUGGAUAAGAUAAUGAAUUAUGUUGAUUUUCCAAUGAAUAUGAAUCAAGCUAAACAACAUCGUGAGAAACUAAUGGAUGAAAGAAAAUAUUUUAUUUCAAAAAAUAAUGAGUUACUAUUUGAAAGACCAUUUUCGUUAUGUGAGCAUUGA
Molecule: messenger RNA, 1713 nt
Organism: Didymodactylos carnosus
Lineage: Eukaryota; Metazoa; Rotifera; Eurotatoria; Philodinida; Philodinidae
Source: the annotation of a GenBank genome assembly